UAGCAUGUGACGUAACCACGAGACUAACGGGCGCAUAUUUUCAAAAUGGCAGAAAUGACAAAGUUUUGGAGGGGAACUCAAGAACAACAUUUAUUCGCGUUCUAACAACACACGGGCUGAUUUAUCGAUGCACUUAAUCGAUCAAGGACUAGUUUUGCAGACCUGCAUAAAUGCGCAAGUGGAAAACCGGGCACGAUGAGUGUUUCGAUCGGUGAUAAAAUCGAGGAUUUCAAGGUUCUCACCCUCCUUGGCAAAGGAUCCUUUGCAUGUGUUUACCGGGCAAAAUCAGUGAAAACUGGCCUGGAAGUUGCCAUCAAAACGAUUGACAAAAAAGCAAUGCACAAAGCUGGGAUGGUCCAGCGUGUGACAAACGAGGUGGAGAUUCAUUGCAGAUUGAAGCAUCCGUCAAUACUUGAGCUUUACAACUACUUUGAGGACAGCAACUAUGUGUACUUGGUGUUGGAAAUGUGCCACAAUGGAGAGAUGAGUCGAUACCUUAAAGAGAGGAAGAUGCCCUUUGGUGAAGAUGAAGCGAGACAUUUCAUGCAUCAAAUCGUAAAGGGAAUGUUAUAUUUACAUACUCACGGCAUCUUACACCGAGAUCUGACCUUGUCGAACCUUUUGUUGACAAGCAACAUGAACAUUAAAAUAGGAGACUUUGGCCUGGCCACUCAGCUCAAACUCCCGAAUGAAAAGCACUUCACAAUGUGUGGGACUCCUAACUACAUCUCCCCAGAGGUGGCCACACGCAGUGCUCACGGCCUGGAAUCAGAUGUUUGGUCGCUGGGUUGCAUGUUCUACGCCUUCCUAAUGGGCCGACCUCCAUUUGACACAGAUACAGUCAAGCACACAUUGUCCAAAGUGGUCCUGGGUGAAUAUGAGAUGCCUACUCACAUUUCUUUAGAGGCUCAGGACCUGAUCCAUCACCUGCUGCAGAAGGAUCCUGCCCAGCGUCCCAGCCUCUCUGCUGUGCUGGAUCAUCCGUUCAUGACGCGGAGCCUGCUGGUCAGGACUAAAGACCUGGGGCUUGGAGAGGAAGGCUCUAUGGACAGCGGCAUCGCUACCAUUUCCACAGCAUGCACCACUUCCAUGUCAGGCAGCAGCAACCGCCUCCAAAGGAAAGCCAGGCAUAUGAUUGGCUCCACCCUGCCGAACCGCAUGGCCCCUAUUCCGAGUCUGUCUCGUCAAGCCAGCAGUGCUUGUUUUGAAGAGCAAGACCAGUGGCGGCAACAGCAGCCGGACGGAUUUCACCGAGAGGGCCGGGGCAGGAUAGUCCAUGUUGGAGAGAGUGUACAGCCUCAUUCUCGCUAUCUGCGGAGGGCUCACUCUUCAGAUCGGUCUGGCUCUUCAGCGUCGGGUCAGAGGUUACUUCGUGGUGAGCUCGGAAGGUGCCACUCUGAGGAGACCUUGACUGCUGUCUUCCCCAUGUCUUCCACCCAACACCCACUUCCGGAGCAUGGAAGGCUCCCAUCUCCUCCUGUUAAACAGUCAGCAAAUUCUGGAUAUUCAUUACCUGCACAGACAGUGCAUCCUCCAAAAUUUCAGGACCUAGAGGGAGUCACCAACUGGCUCAAUAAUGAGGGUUCUGGGCAGAAGCCCACAGACAACAGCUCACACAGCAACAGCAGUAGUUUCCACAGCAGCAGGGGACCUUUAAGUGUUCACAACUCUUGGAGUGACAAGCCCAUGGGCCGAGGUGGGAACCCUCAACGCAACCAGCACCACCUGCACCAGCAGCUGUCCUCCGACUCUGACCCGUACAGGGAGAACAUACCAGGAGCAGAGUUCCAGCCGCCCCAAAGCAGGGAGUCAAAGCUCCAGUCAGCCAAGCCUGGUGGGGAGAAAGAGAAGAAAACGCUGAGAGACAUAGUCCCUCCUCUGUGCGCUUUGAGACUGAAGCCUAUUAGACAGAAGACCAAAAACGCUGUCGUGAGCAUUCUGGACACAGGUGAUGUGUGUAUGGAGUUGUUAAAAUGCCAGGGUGGUCAAGAGAGGGUCAAAGAAGUGCUUCGGAUUUCCUGUGAUGGAUCGAUGGUGACAAUAUACCAACCUAACGGUGGUAAGGGCUUUCCUGUAUUGGACUGUCCUCCUGCUCCUCCUGAAGAUAUUCUAAUUUGUAGCUAUGACGACCUUCCAGAAAAAUACUGGAAGAAAUACCAGUAUGCCUCCAAGUUUGUGCAGCUUGUGAAAUCCAAGACUCCUAAAGUGACACUUUACACCAAGCAUGCAAAGGUCAUGCUGAUGGAAAACUCUCCCCACGCAGACCUGGAGGUUUGCUUUUAUGACGGAGCAAAGACGCACAAAACGUCAGAACUGGUACGGGUGGUGGAAAAGAGUGGAAAGUCCUACACAGUGAAGGGUGAGGUGGGACUUAGCGGCCUGAGCCCAGAGAGCCGGCUCUAUGUGGAGCUGUCUGACGAGGGCCACAGCAUGUGUCUGGCGUUAGAGGCUGCCAUCACCUCAGAGGAGCAGCGCAGCACCAAGAGCGUUCCGUUCUUUCCCAUCACUAUUGGCAGGAGACCUGCCAACCCAGACUCGCCGUGUCCGUCAGCCUUGCCCUCCCACCCGGUGCCUCCUGAUGCAGCUUCGCCUCCACACCCUCCACAGAUCGCUCCUUCGAUGAUUUCCUACGAUGGGUCUGAUUUCACCACAGCCAGCCUGAGUAAGAAAAGCUCCCCAGUGCGACAGGACUUGGCACAAAGCACAGGAAAAGUGGUCAAAUCAAUAUUUGUGCCAAAUGUUGGAUGGGCGUCCCAGCUGACGAGUGGAGAAGUUUGGGUGCAGUUCAAUGACGGGUCUCAGCUGGUGGUUCAGGCUGGAGUUUCCUGUAUCACAUACACAUCUCCAGAGGGGAAAAUCACCAGGUAUAAGGAGAACGAGAAGUUGCCAGAUCACGUCAAGGAGAAGCUUCACUGUCUCUCCACUAUCCUUGGACUGUUGGCGAACCCAACAACUCAUCACCUACAACCUCAUUAACAGCAAAAGACGCAGACCCAGAGGUCUGGCUGGGAACUACGAGUAGCAUUAGAGCCUUUGUACUGUCCUUCGUCUGGUGUUCUUGUAAAUAUGUUUGUUUUUUACAUGUACAGAAGACUAAGAUUAUGAGAAAAUAUAUUUUUUAUUUUAGUAAGCAGCUAUUUUGUAUCUACUUGAAAAGUUUGUCUUUUUUACCAUGGCCAACCCUAUGAAAUGUCCAAGUCAUAAAAGCUGAAUCAAUAAACAUCUGUAGGCUGGGUGUCAA
Molecule: messenger RNA, 3241 nt
Organism: Betta splendens (Siamese fighting fish)
Lineage: Eukaryota; Metazoa; Chordata; Actinopteri; Anabantiformes; Osphronemidae
Gene: plk4
Product: polo-like kinase 4 (Drosophila)
Exons: 15
Coding region: 196-2976 (926 amino acids)
Biological process (GO): protein phosphorylation
Molecular function (GO): ATP binding; protein binding; protein kinase activity
Source: RefSeq, a predicted model, not a curated record